AUGGAAACACUGAAAUUUCCUGCUGUUGGUACAUGCAUCAAGAAAUGCAAAGAUGUUCCUAAUUUUGCAACAAAACUAAGCAAAAGGGGUGAGGCUGAGUUUCUCGUAACUAAAAAUGGAACAUUGUGUGCGAGGUGGCUUGAUUCAAAGGAAGUGAUGAUGCUAAGUAAUUGCCACGAAGCUAAAUACACAAAAGUAAAUCGCACCAUGAAAGAUGGAAGCAAAGAAGAAUUUGAGUGCCUUGUGGCAAUUGAAUUCUACAACAAAAUCAUGGGAGGUGUAGACCUUGCAGAUCAAAUGGUAAACGUCUAUGAAUUAGAUCGAAAAUCUUGCAAGUGGUGA
This is a messenger RNA of Stegodyphus dumicola, 342 nucleotides long. RefSeq names its product piggyBac transposable element-derived protein 3-like. The record is from RefSeq and is a predicted model, not a curated record. Lineage: Eukaryota; Metazoa; Arthropoda; Arachnida; Araneae; Eresidae.